Messenger RNA from Penicillium daleae, 1659 nucleotides. RefSeq lists its product as uncharacterized. Bases 1 to 1659 code for a protein of 552 amino acids. The record is from RefSeq and is a predicted model, not a curated record. The transcript has a single exon. NCBI's taxonomy places the organism in Eukaryota, Fungi, Ascomycota, Eurotiomycetes, Eurotiales, Aspergillaceae.
AUGAGCUGUGGCAUCUUUAUGAUCGGUUUCGAUGAAGAGCAAGCACAAGCGCGAUUUGUGAUCAGCUGUAAUGAUCGUGAGAUUUGCAAAGAGCUAAAAAAGAUUUUCAAGACGCAGUCACUGGAAGUGGACUACAUGGGCUUCAAGCCACUCAUCAGCACAAAUUUUCCUCGGAGCCAGAUUCCCCUGCAGAGGUUGUCCGAACGGAGCUCCUCCUUUGCUGAGUCAAGCUCAAGCUCUGGUGUUGAUGAAUCAUUUCCCUUUGUUGAACUGUCAUCAUUGGGCAAGUACAAGGUGUUCCUAAGGGAGCCUCUCCUACCGAAUCAGGCGUUGGUCCUACCGGCAUCGAUUUCCAUUGGAUCUGUGGCUUCCUCGCAUCAAGCGGUAAUAAGUGGCUUGGUCACACUGCAGUCUCAGAAUCGGACAUUUGCCUUAACUAUAGCUCAUGCUAUUACUCCUUCGGAAACAACCACUGUGGCAAAAACGGGAAGCUUUGAUCUAUCCACUUCAGAUGGAUCGAAAAUAGGCUCAGUCAUAAGAUCAUCUCAAGGCAUGAGAGCUGGCCUAGACUGGGCAUUGAUUGAAUUGGAGCACGACCUGGAGGUCUACACCCUAGCGCCAUAUCCAACUAGACUUGCCGACCCCACUGUCUCGGAUAAUAUUGAUGAGUAUCGAGAAGUAUAUGUCAAAACCCCCAGGUCUUUGCUAUCUGGUGUUCUACUUCCCAGUCUAUACUACAUACGACCAGAAGGUGAAGAUAGGUUUAUGGAAGUCUGGACGUUAGAGCUUAAUGAUCAUAUACGUAAGUUGAUCCUUGCCCAUAUUUGGCCUAUGUCUGGUACUGUUGUUGCUGAUCAGUUCAAAGGGAAUGGGGACUGUGGAGCCUGGGUAGUUGGAGCUGAAAACCAGGAGCUCUAUGGCUAUGUUGCCUUCGGUCAUCCCGGCGACAAAUAUGCAUACGUUAUAUCAGCGCGCUCGAUCUUCCGACAAAUCAGUGCUGAAGUCUCAGAUUAUGUCGCCAUCUGCGCAUCCGGACCGACUUUCAAGUUUCCUUUUGCUGCCAGGAAUCACAGACAAAAUCAGACACACCAAGGCCGCUGGAGCAGACAAAGGGAUCCUCAGGAAAACUUUCACCACGGCUAUGCUUCACCGCAAAUGCCACCUUACGGUAAUCCCUGGGGCUACCCAGGAGUCUAUCCUCAAACAUUCCAGCCAUAUACCGAACCCCCUACCGCGAGGGACAAUCCUGGAGAACGCAUAUCUACAUCGCCAUCACCGGCACCAAAUGCGGGAACAACCGCGGAAGAAGCAAUUGCGCGUCUAGAGAAAUUAAUUUUAGACGAUCGGCUUGAACGAGAAGCCAAAGAAGCUGCAAGAAAUGCCGCCAUUGAAAGUGAGGCCGCCGAAAAAGCAGCACGCGAAGUGCAGUUAGCACAUGAUCGGAAAAUCGCCCAAGAAGCAGCGGCGAUCGCUCGGGCUGAUGCGGAAGUUCGAGCGGCUCAAGAUGCAGCACUUGCCAAGGAGAAGGCAGAAGCAGCGGCCCAAGCCGCAGCAGCCGAGUCACAAGCUCGGAUAGCUCGCUUAGAAGCAGUGAAGGAGGCUGAAUUAAGAUCAGCUUCGGGCAGGCUAAAGAAGAGAUCCAAUUGUGUUCUGCAGUGA